AUGACAGCACGGCCGGUUAGCGCGGGACAAGAUUCAACAAGCGGUAGCUCCGCCGCUGAGGUGACGAUUGGGGUCAGUAAAUUGGCCCCACUUCCAGAACAGUGGACAUUGCCCAAGGAGUGGAACAUUGAGAAACGAGAAACAUUCGCUUUUUGGAAGAUGGAUGUCCAGAAUCAAAUAGCCAACAUCUCUGGCACUCUGGAACGUUCACUCUCCGCGUUCCCUCACCCUGACGUCAGCCGUCAUAUGACUUGUCAGGAUCAGCAGACCAUAGCUCAGCUCGAGCAGGAGAAGAGGGAACGGUCCUUACUGGCGGGAAACACUCUGAACUAUGGACUGGCCAGGAAACUUCACACGGACUUCAUAUGA
Molecule: messenger RNA, 369 nt
Organism: Liolophura sinensis
Lineage: Eukaryota; Metazoa; Mollusca; Polyplacophora; Chitonida; Chitonidae
Source: RefSeq, a predicted model, not a curated record